AUGUUGCUGAACAUUCUAUUACUUACGCUUGUCUGGAUGAGCCGUCCUAUACUUGUUUGCGGAAACCUCUCACCUUUCUUUACCCGCUAUCUGCUCAGGUCGUCAGACUACAACGCAGGGGACAGUAUACGAAGAGCUUUUAGUACCUCCGGCUCAGAAAAUAGAGACACCAAGAAAGAGAACAGCACUUCCCUAGACAAAAGCUGGGAAAAUGCUAUAUUGUUUGCUUAUACAGCUGAGCAAGACCUAGAUCCUAAGCAAGGGAAUACCUCCAUUUCAGCCGGUAUAGAAAUAACAUGCACAGCAUGCUAUAUCAAAGGAACAGCCACGACCAGAUUCAUCUCCGAUAAGGACUUCAACAUCAGCCGGGCUCUGGAUGAUUUGACGGAUCAAGUCGAGAACGAAAUCUACAAUUUAAGGACCGAAGUUGCGAAUUACACAAAGGAAUAUAUAGAUCAGGUAACAGAUAACCUGGAAGAUGGAUUCGACAUGGACGAUUUCAAUCUGCCAACCAUGGAUUUCGACCUCAAUAUUGAUCUUCCUGAGAUUCCAGAGUUCCGAAUUGAAUUCCAAUUCGAUGGCUUAGAGGUGUACAUGCUCGUUGACACAGUAUUAUCUGCUGGUGCCACCUAUACUCUGAACUUGUAUACCUCUACUACGCCUGCAGGGUUUGCAGUUCGUCACAACCUGGAAGUUGGUGUCAUCUUCACUGUUGACCUCAUUGUGUCUGUAGAAGGUGAAAUUGAUAUCAGUACCGGAUUCCAUCUAAAGCUAGAUGAUGGCGUGACGAUUGAACUUGGCAUCUUCUCUAAGGAGAUAUCGAAUAUGGUUAUCAAUGGUGGCGAGUUUGAAUUUCUCCCAGUCACUGUCGAGAGUGCUGGUGUAGUGUUCAAGGCUGUCCUUCGUUUGGGGAUACAAGCGGGUUUUGAAAUAUCAUCAUCUGACGUAUCUAUUGCUGGAAAAGACAUAUUUCGUAUUGGUGCUGGCAUUGAAACGGGCGUUUAUGCUAAUAUUGCUGAGCUGAUCACUAAUGUCACUCUUUCCACCGAAGAGGACGACCAAUGCGGUCUUCGCGUCGAGGAAGCAUAUCAACUUGCUGUCGGAGCUGCUGCAGGAGCUUCGGUUGCCAUUGAAGACAUAACGUGGGGACCAGCUGUCGAAACCGAAGUUCCUAUCUUUUAUACUACGCUGGCACAAGCUUGUGCCGUGCAAAGAAGCAGUGGCGCUAUAUCUGCAUACCAGGCAACUCUGACAUCUGCUGCCCUCGCAAUAAGAGGUGAGGAUGAAUAUGAAGCGGAGAUGGAGACAACUACGAUCUCUGAAGAAGCGACUUUCAUUGCUGUAGCAUUCCCGACCGACAGCGAAGCCUUUUUUCCUGACUCGGUCAGAUUCACGUCUGUGAGACCAAUUCCGUUUGGAGACUCUGCAAAGAAGUUGUUUACAACAUCAGGCAUUCCCGAAUCCUACGUUCCGCAGCCCCCGACACAUUCGGCUACUACCAGCGCAACUGAUGAUGAUGGUGAUGGUAAUGAAAAUACCAGCUCAAACGCAAAGAGCGGAAGAUUGUCUAAUAGUGUCAUCAUCGGUCUGAGCGUCGGGCUUGGAGUACCUUUUCUCUUGGGCGGAAUCGCUUUCAUUUUCGUUUGGAGACGCAAAAUGCGACUUUCUAAGGAAAUAUUGUCAACUUCUAUCCAGACUGUUGAGCAUACACCACCGUCUUCCAAGACUGCAAUUGCAUCUGUAGUCGAACUGAGGAGCCUUUGA
Molecule: messenger RNA, 1764 nt
Organism: Fusarium pseudograminearum CS3096
Lineage: Eukaryota; Fungi; Ascomycota; Sordariomycetes; Hypocreales; Nectriaceae
Exons: 5
Coding region: 1-1764 (587 amino acids)
Source: RefSeq, a predicted model, not a curated record